Chlorella variabilis is the source of this 879-nucleotide messenger RNA. RefSeq lists its product as hypothetical. The transcript has 4 exons. The coding region runs from base 1 to 879 and encodes 292 amino acids. The record is from RefSeq and is a predicted model, not a curated record. Lineage: Eukaryota; Viridiplantae; Chlorophyta; Trebouxiophyceae; Chlorellales; Chlorellaceae.
AUGAGCAGCCAGGAGGAGCAACAGGAGAUCUUGGUCAAGCGCCAGCGCACGAGCAACGCCUGGCUGCGGAGCUGGGCAUGGAAGCGCGAGCACCGUCCAGACAAGGCACGGGUGCGCUUUGACCGGCCGUACAUGCACCCAUUCCGCGGCGAGCAGCUAACCAUCCAUCAGGCUCGGUUCAAGGAGCAGGGCUUUGCCUCGACGGUGUGGGACAGCUCCAUCGUGCUGGCCAAGUACCUUGAAAAGAAUGCCGCGCGCUACGCCGCGGCGCGCUGCCUGGACCUGUCGGCCGGCUGCGGCCUGCCUGGCAUCGUGCUGGCCAAGCUGGGCGCAAAGGUGACAGCCACCGACCUGGGGCCCAACCUGGUGCUGCUGGAGAAGAACGCGAAAGCCAAUGGCGGGCUGGUCUGCAGGCAGGCAGGCAGGCAGACCCUGAGCCUCGAGGUCAGGGAGCACACUUGGGGCGCCGACGUGGCAGCGCUUGCGCCGCCCUUUGCGGUGGUGUGCGCCUGCGACGUGAUGUACAUCUCCGAGGCCGUGGGGCCGCUGGUGGCGUCGCUGGUGGCGUUGUCGGGGCCUGGCACGGAAGUCCUCAUAGCGCACGGCAGGAAUCGGCAGGCCGAACCGGAGUUCAUGCUGGCCGCCAAGAAGUGCUUCAGCGUGGAGAAGAUUUGCAGUGAAGAGCUGGAUGAGCUGUACCAGUGCGCCGACGUCGACGUGCUGCGCCUCCAGCACCUGCCCGACGGCAGCGCCGCAGGUGGGUGCUUGACCCUGCCGCCAAUUCUGGCUUUCUUCCAGCCCGACCUUUCCCGUUCAUCGCCGGUUCGCUGCUCUGUGUACUAUUCUCUGCGCCGUUGGCGCGGAGCGGGCGCGUGGUGA